GGAAUAACCACUCACUUUGCAUGUAACGGAUAAACUACAAUCUUCACAAAAACAUGGCCGAGCCAGCACCAGGGGAAUUUCUCUUUCAUCGUGGACAGGAAGAGGAAGAAGAAGACAUUUGGGAUGACACAGCCCUGAUAAAGGCCUAUGAUGAAGCAGUAUCAUUGGUGAAGAUGAAAGUAGCUGAGCAAAAUGGAGAAGUUACACCAGAAGUAGGUGCUACAGCUGGAGGAAAAACCAAGAAGAAGAAAAACAAGAAAAAACAAAGACAGCAAAAUAAACCUUUAACGAUUGGAAGCCUGUGUCGGGCCCGCUACACUGAGGAUGGCUGUAACUAUGAUGCAGAAAUCAUCUCCAUUGACAAUGAUGCAGGCACCUGCGUUGUUCGCUACUUGAACUAUGGCAAUGAGGAGGAACAAGAGUUGGCCAAACUUGCCCCCCUCAAAACUAAAACACAAAAACUGCUACAGCAAAGAUUGGAUCAGUCAGAGACUGAUAGUGGUGUAGAUGGGAGAAGUGAGAAGAGCUCAUCUCGUCAACCCCCCUCUCACACCGGCAGCAUGAAUCCUCCUCAGGCCCCGUUCACACCUCCAUGGGGAGCCCCACCCCUCACUCACACUGGGCCAAGUCAAAUGGGCUUUAUGCCCCCUAUGUUCUCUGGUGGUUCUGGUUUUGGUGGGCCCUGGAGUGCCUCACAGACAGCUCCGAUGAUGCCUCCCCCUCCCCCUCCACCACUGGCUGACAUGGAAGAAACAGAGAAUGAGGCCCUGGCCAGUAUGCUCAUGUCUUGGUACAUGAGUGGGUACCACACUGGCUACUACCAGGGCCUUCAGCAGGGGAAGAAGAGUGUUGGAUACAGCAGCCAUUUUGUAAACAGAUGACAGCCCAUGCAUCAUUAGAUAUGUUGGAUCUGCUCUCAGUGAAUGAAGAAUGUAUGGCAUCUUACCCAGAGGUCUACAGUCACUCUAUAGGAAAUAACAGAAAGUUAUUACUGAUAUUGCAUUAGACAAGAAGAGAGAAUUUGUUUGCCGUUAGUAAUACAAAGUUGUCAAUGUGUUAUAAUAUUGUGCCGAUAUAUAAAAUCUGCAAGAUUUUGAUGAGAAUAAAGUCUACUUUUCUCUAA
Molecule: messenger RNA, 1123 nt
Organism: Mya arenaria
Lineage: Eukaryota; Metazoa; Mollusca; Bivalvia; Myida; Myidae
Product: survival motor neuron protein-like
Exons: 7
Coding region: 54-881 (275 amino acids)
Biological process (GO): mRNA processing
Cellular component (GO): nucleus; cytoplasm
Molecular function (GO): RNA binding
Source: RefSeq, a predicted model, not a curated record